AUGGCGACCCUCACAAUGACCAUGCCGCCACCAUCAAAAUCCAAGAACAGCAAUGAGAAGCUUCCUCCAGAAAAUGAACGAUUUAUGCGAGCCUGUUCGGAUAUUGCCAAUGCGCUUAUCCAGGAAUUUGAAGCGCAGAGGGAUACGACCAAACCCAAGAAGGAUAUCAACCUCAACAAGCUGCGCGGUCAAAUCGCAAAGAAGCAUCGUCUGGCCACUCAACCACCUUUGACAGCUAUCAUCGCUGCGGUGCCGGAACAUUACAAGAAAUAUAUCCUCCCUAAGCUAAUUGCGAAGCCGAUCCGGACGUCUUCGGGCAUCGCUGUCGUUGCCGUCAUGAGCAAACCCCACCGUUGUCCCCAUAUCGCUUACACGGGUAACAUCUGUGUCUACUGUCCCGGUGGCCCUGAUUCGGAUUUCGAAUACUCGACUCAAUCAUACACUGGUUACGAGCCGACAUCGAUGCGUGCGAUUCGAGCGCGGUAUGACCCAUUUGAGCAAGCAAGAGGUCGAGUUGAUCAGAUUAAAUCUUUGGGCCAUAGUGUGGACAAGGUGGAAUACAUCGUCAUGGGUGGAACUUUCAUGUCCCUUCCGCCGGAUUAUCGCGAGUCGUUCAUUGCCCAGCUUCACAAUGCGCUGAGUGGAUACCAGACGGACAGUGUAGACGAGGCUGUCCAGGCAGGCGAAAUGAGCAAUAUCAAGUGUGUUGGAAUUACGAUUGAGACUCGACCGGAUUAUUGCUUGGAUACACAUCUCAGCGACAUGCUUCGGUAUGGAUGCACACGAUUGGAGAUUGGAGUGCAAAGUCUGUAUGAGGAUGUUGCGAGGGACACAAACCGAGGCCACACUGUUGCUGCGGUUGCGGAGACUUUCAAGCUCGCCAAAGAUGCCGGUUUUAAAGUGGUCAGCCAUAUGAUGCCUGAUCUACCCAAUGUCGGCAUGGAGCGAGAUCUCUUUCAAUUCCAGGAAUAUUUUGAGAACCCAGCCUUCCGUACGGACGGUCUGAAGAUUUACCCUACGCUGGUUAUUCGUGGUACCGGUCUCUACGAACUUUGGAGAACUGGCCGGUACAAGAACUAUACCCCCAAUGCGCUGGUGGAUCUCGUCGCGCGUAUUCUUGCACUGGUACCGCCAUGGACUCGUAUUUAUCGUGUGCAGCGAGAUAUCCCCAUGCCCCUGGUCACCUCAGGCGUGGAAAAUGGCAACCUUCGCGAGCUGGCCCUGGCACGAAUGAAAGACUUCGGCACUACCUGCCGCGAUGUACGUACCCGCGAGGUCGGUAUCAACGAAGUAAAGAACAAGAUCCGCCCUUCACAGGUGGAACUCAUUCGUCGCGACUACACCGCCAAUGGUGGCUGGGAGACGUUCCUCGCCUACGAGGAUCCCAAGCAGGACAUUCUCAUCGGCUUACUGCGACUGCGAAAGUGCAGCCCGACACAUACCUUCCGUCCCGAGUUCACUGGUCAGCAGACGAGUAUCGUGCGUGAGCUGCACGUAUAUGGCUCGGCCGUGCCGGUUCACGGUCGGGACCCGCGCAAGUUCCAGCACCGUGGAUUCGGAACCUUGUUGAUGGAGGAGGCGGAACGGAUUGCGCGAGAAGAGCAUGGCAGCCAGAAGAUCAGCGUCAUCUCUGGCGUUGGUGUCCGCAGCUACUAUGCGCGUCUUGGAUACACCUUGGAUGGUCCAUACAUGUCCAAGAUGCUUCAUCCGAUUGAGGAUGAGGAAUUUUGA
Messenger RNA from Aspergillus clavatus NRRL 1, 1731 nucleotides. RefSeq names its product Elongator subunit ELP3. The transcript has a single exon. Gene Ontology annotation, biological process: tRNA wobble base 5-methoxycarbonylmethyl-2-thiouridinylation. Gene Ontology annotation, cellular component: cytoplasm; elongator holoenzyme complex; nucleus. The coding region runs from base 1 to 1731 and encodes 576 amino acids. The record is from RefSeq and is a predicted model, not a curated record. Gene Ontology annotation, molecular function: acyltransferase activity, transferring groups other than amino-acyl groups; iron-sulfur cluster binding. Lineage: Eukaryota; Fungi; Ascomycota; Eurotiomycetes; Eurotiales; Aspergillaceae.